Molecule: messenger RNA, 1044 nt
Organism: Eruca vesicaria subsp. sativa (arugula)
Lineage: Eukaryota; Viridiplantae; Streptophyta; Magnoliopsida; Brassicales; Brassicaceae
Source: the annotation of a GenBank genome assembly
GAAACUCCUAAAAGCUUUCUUCGAAAACCAAUGGCGAUUAUCUCUGAGAUGCAAGAGGAGAGACCAUCGGUGCCGUUCAAGGCAAGUCUUGAUCCUUCAAACCCUCUAGUGUUUUUGGAGAGAGUUUUUGACUUUAUGGGGAAAGAGAGCGACUUUCUGUUGAAAAACUCCUCCGACAAGGACGUGUCAACUGCUCUUACGGCUGCAAAGAAGAGGUUGAGGGAAGCCGAGAAGAAGGAGAAGGAGCCCGUGAAGCCUAUUGAGAAGAAGCCGACGAAGGAGAGUGUGUCCAUGGAGGUGGAGAAGCCAAAGAAGGAAAGCUUGAAGCCCACGGAACCAAUGGAAGUGGAUAAACCUAAGGAAGAAGAGGAAAAGAAACCAGGUCCCAUCGUUCCUAACAAAGGCAACGGUCUUGAUUUCGAGAAGUACUCAUGGACACAGAAUCUCCAGGAGGUCACGGUCACCGUUCCAGUUCCAAGCGGCACCAAGUCACGCUCUGUCACGUGUGAGAUCAAGAAGAACCGUCUGAAGGUCGGUCUCAAAGGUCAAGAACCAAUCAUCGAUGGAGAGUUCUUCAGUACUGUCAAGCCUGAUGACUGCUUCUGGAACAUUGAGGAUCAGAAAGUCAUAUCUGUGCUCUUGACAAAGCAGGACCAGAUGCAGUGGUGGAAGUACUGUGUGAAAGGAGAACCUGAGAUUGACACUCAGAAGGUUGAGCCAGAGACCAGCAAACUGUCUGAUUUGGACCCGGAAACUCGAAGCAGCGUUGAGAAGAUGAUGUUUGAUCAGAGGCAGAAGCAGAUGGGACUCCCAACGAGUGAUGAGAUAGAGAAGGAAGAUAUGAUGAAGAAGUUUAUGUCUCAGCAUCCUGAGAUGAACUUCUCUAACGCAAAGUUUAACUGAUCUUUAAUUCCUUGUUCUCUUUUCUUCUCUUAAAGCCAAAUUUUUCUUUGAACUAUCAUCUUGUUAUGGGAUUAUGAUUGAAUCAAUCUGCCCUUUUGGUUUCUUUUCAAGACAGUUGUGAUUCGUUUAAUAAAACUUUUU